ACCUUUUGAUGUUGCGUUGACAUUAUUUCAACUUCAGCUGGGAUGCGAUUAGUGUUUAUUUCGUUUUCCUUUUUUUAAGAAAUGAAUGUUUGAAGUUUGCCUGCUAGAUCUACUGUUGUAUUUGUACAAUGGGUGCCGAUGACGCAUAUAGGAUAAUAGAGCCCCCUCGUAUUGCCAUCAUCGGCAGUGGACCAUGUGGUCUCGCAGCAGCCAAAUGCUGUUUGGAUGAAGGCUUAAGAGUGUUGAUUUACGAGAAGACUGAUAUGAUAGGUGGCUUGUGGUGUUAUCGGGAUUCAGACGAGGAAGAUAUACCGUCAGUAAUGAAGUCGACUGUUAUUAACACCAGCAAGGAAAUGAGUGCUUUCAGUGACUUUCCACCACCAGCUGAUUUCCCGAACUUUAUGCAUAAUUCACUCAUGCUUCAAUACUUCAAGUUAUACGCUGAGAAGUUUGGAUUAAUGCCUCAUGUUCGAUUCAGAAAAGAAGUGACUAAGAUUCGCAGGUCUUCGUGUUAUGAAAGAUCUGGCCGUUGGUGCGUGGAUUUCACCGAUCUUAUGACUGGACAGACACUCUCGGAAACUUUUGAUGGCGUCCUCGUUGCUACUGGACAUCAUACCUUUCCAAUUGUUCCUGAAAUUCCCGGACUCAUCAAUUUUGAUGGAAGUGUGACUCACACUCACAGCCUCAAGAAAGUCCAACAGUAUGAAGACCACACAGUUUUAGUCAUUGGAAUUGGAAACUCAGCAGUGGAUGCAGCCGUAGAAAUUAGUACCGUUGCUAAGAAGGUGUAUCUGAGCACCCGACGUGGAGCGUGGUUAUUUCAACGAGUAGGACCAGACGGGAAGCCCUUCGAUGCGUCCUAUACGAAGCGUAGCCUCGAUUACUUGAAUAGAAUCAUGCCUUUCAGCGCAUCUUGCUGGUAUAUGGAACGCGAAUUGAACAAACAUUUUGACCACCAAAUCUACGGUUUGAAGCCGCAACAUCGCGUGUUCAGUCAACAUCCGACUAUAAACGAUGCUCUGCCGAAUAAAAUUUUGAGUGGGACUGUCAUACUUCGAGAAGAUGUCGAAAGAUUCACCGAAAAUGGCGUCAUUUUUAAAAGCGAUGACGCAGCAACUGAAAUUGAUUCGGUUGUUCUUGCUACUGGAUACGAGAUCAAAUUCCCUUUCCUCGAGGAAGGAAUACUUCCUGUAACCAACAACACAGUUCAUCUCUACAAACAUAUGUUCCCACCUCAUCUUCCCCAUCCUACAUUGGCGGUCAUAGCGUUAGUACAAGUUGUAGGUGCAGUCUUCCCUGUAGCUGAAGCUCAAGCUAGAUGGUAUGCCUCAAUAAUGAAGGGGCAAUCUCGCCUUCCCAGCAAAGAAGUGAUGUUGCUUGAUAUCAAGAAAAAGUCGGAUGAAAUAAAUAAGCGAUAUGUUCCGUCUUCACGCCAUACCGUUCAAGUAGAUUACAUUCCUUAUUUGGAUGAGCUUGCCAAGCAAAUCGGAGCUAAACCAAAGCUUCAUAAAUUAUUUUUUACUGAUCCUAAGCUGUUUUGGGCUUUGUUAACUGGUCCUUCUCUGCCUUAUCAGUACCGACUGCGAGGACCUCAUACCUGGAAUGGAGCAAGAAAAGCCAUUUUAACCUACAAUGACCGUGUACUUGCAGCAUUAAAUACCAGAAAAAGUGCCGAGUAGUGCUCCAUUGCAGCUGUUUUUUAAGUUGAUACGCAUGCGAUGCGUAUCAACUCAUCACGCAAUUGAUAUCAAGCAACUUACUUUUUUCGGGAAUUUUUACAUCAUACCUAUCAUUCCUUUUUUUGUCAUCAUUUUAAACAGAGUGAAACAUAACGGACCAACUUUUUUUAUCCACAACACGUAUUGCAGUGUGGCUGCGAACCAAGGGUUCUUGUGGCAUUUACCUCUCCCUUUGUGAUCUUACCAAGUCUGAUUUGCUACAUUUUAAUUUAUAAGGAUGUGGCAAUGAAAUUCACGUUGCUCUGCCAUGAUUGACUAGUUAUUCUUGACAAGUUAUUGACUGGUUAUUCUUGACAAGUUAUUGACUAGUUAUUCUUGACAAGUUAUUGACUAGUUAUUCUUGUUCUUUUGACCAAGAUUUAAAAUGUUUUGAACAAGAAAAAAAAAUUCUAUUUAAAAAAAGACUAGACUUCACUUACCUAGCUCACCACUUCAUUUGGUGGUGAGCUCUAGUUAUUUGGCGAAAGUUCGUCGUUUCUAUCUCACUCGGUUACCUCUAUACCUCGGUCUGAACAAUUGUGUUAUACAUGAGACUAAAAACUGGAAAAAUACAAUUUGCGAAUAAAAGAAAGGUUUUGCACGAUAUCAUUGAAGGCUCAAAUGACUCUCCUGUGAUAUAUUCCAUAAUUGUGAAAAAAAAUUUACAGUGCAUGUUUUUAUUAUGAGAAAUGUUUCUGUGCAUGAUCCCAGCUACACAUAUUGUUGUACACAGUAUCAUGUGUAUUGUAUUUUGAAUACUUCAUUACAAAGUAAUAUGUAUUUUUUACCUUUUUAAUUUUACAAUUUUUACCUUAAAGUUCCAUUUUUACAAUGUUGUUAAUGUUAUUUCAUAAUUCACAAAUUAAUUAUUAAAAGCAUACUAUUCUGAAAAACAUGUUACUGAUUUUUUUUUUUUUAAAUCUGCAUCAUUUAAUGUUUGCAAAAUUGUACAUGUUCGUUUUUAAAAAGACUAAUAUCGUACGUAUUGCCAUUUUGGCACAUUAUAAUGGAAUGCAAUGACUGCUUGAAAUUAAGAGUAUGGAGUCGUAAAGAAAAAAAAAAGCUUGAUUGUAAUCAUGCUCAAUAAAUUUCUAAUGAUUGAUUACCUUUUCGUUCUUCCAUUUUUAUGCCUUUAUAUAUUUACUCUAUCACGGCCUUUGGCCCUAUUUCAUGUUCUCUCAUUUUUAAAGUUAAA
Molecule: messenger RNA, 2913 nt
Organism: Uloborus diversus
Lineage: Eukaryota; Metazoa; Arthropoda; Arachnida; Araneae; Uloboridae
Product: flavin-containing monooxygenase 5-like
Exons: 4
Coding region: 129-1679 (516 amino acids)
Molecular function (GO): NADP binding; flavin adenine dinucleotide binding; N,N-dimethylaniline monooxygenase activity
Source: RefSeq, a predicted model, not a curated record